Lepus europaeus (European hare) is the source of this 3874-nucleotide messenger RNA. It is a transcript of the gene POLR1B, whose product is annotated as RNA polymerase I subunit B. The coding region runs from base 45 to 3452 and encodes 1135 amino acids. Gene Ontology annotation, molecular function: ribonucleoside binding; DNA binding; DNA-directed RNA polymerase activity. Gene Ontology annotation, biological process: DNA-templated transcription. Gene Ontology annotation, cellular component: RNA polymerase I complex; nucleus. NCBI's taxonomy places the organism in Eukaryota, Metazoa, Chordata, Mammalia, Lagomorpha, Leporidae. The record is from RefSeq and is a predicted model, not a curated record. The transcript has 15 exons.
CGUGCGCCGCGCCGCCGCUGGCUUCUCGGGGCUCCGGCGGACACAUGGAUCUGGUUGGCCGGUGGCGGACCCUGCCCAGCGGGCCUAGCCUAAAGCACUUGACCGACCCCGCUUACGGGGUCCCGCGGGAGCAGCAAAAGGCGGCCUUGCAGGAGCUGACGCGGGCGCACGUGGAGUCGUUCAACUACGCGGUGCGCGAGGGGCUCGGCCACGCGGUGCAGGCCAUAGCGCCCUUUGAAUUUGCUUUCAAAGAUGAGCGCAUCACUCUUACUAUCGUGGACGCUGUGAUCAGUCCCCCCACGGUUCCCAAGGGCACCAUCUGCAGAGAGUUCAACGUGUACCCAGCAGAAUGCCGGGGCCGAAGGAGCACCUACCGUGGGAAGCUGACGGCUGAUAUCAGCUGGGCGGUAAAUGGCACCUCCAAAGGAAUCAUUAAGCAGUUUCUCGGCCAUGUGCCCAUCAUGGUGAAGUCCAAGCUUUGCAACCUGUACAACCUUUCUCCCCAGGCCCUCAUUGAGCACCACGAGGAGGCAGAGGAAAUGGGAGGCUAUUUUAUAAUCAAUGGCAUUGAAAAAGUCAUCCGCAUGUUGAUUAUGCCUCGGAGAAAUUUCCCCAUUGCAAUGGUGAGACCAAAAUGGAAAAGCAGAGGACCCGGCUAUACUCAAUAUGGAGUGUCCAUGCACUGUGUGAGGGAGGAGCACUCUGCAGUCAACAUGAACCUGCACUACCUGGAGAACGGCACGGUGAUGCUGAACUUUAUUUACCGGAAGGAACUGUUUUUUCUUCCUUUGGGAUUUGCACUUAAGGCACUUGUCAGCUUUUCCGAUUACCAGAUUUUCCAGGAACUCAUCAAGGGAAAAGAGGAUGACUCUUUCUUUAGGAACUCCGUCUCUCAGAUGUUGAGGAUUGUCAUGGAAGAGGGUUGCUCCACACAGAAGCAGGUUCUCAACUAUCUCGGCGAAUGCUUCAGAGUAAAACUCAGCCUUCCAGACUGGUACCCAAAUGAGCAGGCCGCAGAAUUCCUGUUUAACCAGUGCAUCUGUAUCCACUUGAAAUCCAAUACUGAAAAGUUUUACCUGCUUUGUCUCAUGACCCGGAAGCUCUUUGCCUUAGCCAAAGGCGAGUGCAUGGAGGAGAAUCCUGAUAGUUUAGUGAAUCAAGAGGUGCUCACGCCUGGUCAGCUCUUCCUUAUGUUUCUGAAGGAAAAGAUGGAAGCCUGGUUAGCGUCUAUUAAAAUAGCUUUGGAUAAGAAGGCUCAGAAGACCAACAUCUCCAUAAACGCUGAAAAUCUGCUGAAGGUUUUUAGUAUGGGAGCAGACCUUACCAGGCCAUUUGAGUAUCUUCUUGCUACUGGGAACCUACGUUCUAAAACAGGUCUGGGCUUCCUGCAAGAUUCUGGCCUUUGUGUUGUGGCCGACAAGCUGAACUUCAUACGCUACCUCUCCCAUUUCCGCUGUGUGCACAGAGGGGCUGACUUUGCCAAGAUGAGGACCACCACCGUCCGCAGGCUGCUCCCGGAGUCCUGGGGCUUCCUGUGCCCUGUGCACACCCCAGACGGGGAGCCCUGUGGUCUGAUGAACCACUUAACUGCCAUCUGCGAGGUCGUCACGCAGUUUGUGUAUACGACAUCCAUCCCACCUUUGCUGUGCAGCCUGGGGGUCACACCCAUCGAUGGGGCUCCACACCGACCGUACAGUGAGUGCUACCCUGUCCUGCUGGAUGGCGUCAUGGUAGGCUGGGUGGAUAAGGAGCUUGCUCCCGGCAUUGCAGAUUCUCUCCGUCUUUUUAAGGUGCUGAGAGAAAAAAGAAUCCCCCCCUGGAUGGAGGUGGCCCUUGUCCCCAUGACAGGAAAACCAAGCCUGUACCCGGGGUUGUACCUUUUUACCACUCCCUGUAGGCUCGUCCGGCCUGUGCAGAACUUGGAAUUGGGCAGGGAAGAACUGAUUGGAACUAUGGAGCAGCUGUUCCUGAACGUUGCCAUCUUUGAGGACGAGGUUUUGGCCGGGGUCACUACGCACCAGGAGCUCUUCCCUCACAGCAUGCUCAGCGUCAUCGCCAACUUCAUCCCUUUCUCUGAUCACAACCAGAGUCCCCGGAACAUGUACCAGUGCCAGAUGGGUAAACAAACCAUGGGCUUUCCACUUCUCACUUAUCAAGACCGAUCAGAUAAUAAGCUGUAUCGUCUCCAGACUCCACAGAGUCCCCUAGUCAGGCCAUACAUGUAUGACUAUUACGACAUGGACAACUACCCAAUUGGGACCAAUGCCAUCGUUGCUGUGAUUUCUUACACUGGCUAUGAUAUGGAAGAUGCCAUGAUUGUGAAUAAGGCCUCUUGGGAACGAGGCUUUGCCCAUGGGAGUGUCUACAAGACCGAGUUCAUAGACCUCUCUGAAAAAAUUAAGCAGGGAGAUGAUAGUUUGGUGUUUGGAGUCAAACCUGGUGACCCGCGGGUCUUGCAGAGAUUAGACGAUGACGGCUUGCCGUUCAUCGGAACAAAAUUACAGCAUGGAGAUCCAUACUACGGCUACUUAAACCUCAACACCGGGGAGAGCUUUGUGGUGUACUACAAGAGUAAAGAAAAUUGUAUUGUGGAUAACAUCAAAGUGUGCAGUAACGACACUGGGAGUGGAAAAUUCAAGUGCAUUUGCAUCACGAUGAGAGUCCCUCGGAACCCAACUAUUGGAGAUAAAUUCGCCAGUCGUCACGGGCAGAAGGGCAUUUUGAGCCGCCUGUGGCCGGUCGAGGACAUGCCUUUCACCGAGAGUGGGAUGGUCCCAGACAUUCUGUUCAAUCCUCACGGCUUCCCCUCACGCAUGACCAUUGGCAUGCUGAUCGAGAGUAUGGCCGGGAAGUCUGCAGCCCUGCACGGCCUCUGCCACGAUGCCACCCCCUUCACCUUCUCCGAGCAGAACUCGGCCCUGGACCACUUUGGCGAGAUGUUAAAGGCUGCCGGCUACAACUUCUACGGCACCGAGAGAUUGUACAGCGGCAUCAGCGGGCUGGAGCUGGAGGCAGACAUCUUCAUAGGCGUGGUUUAUUACCAGCGCUUGCGCCACAUGGUCUCGGACAAAUUUCAGGUUAGGACAACUGGAGCCAGGGACAGAGUCACCAACCAGCCUAUCGGGGGCAGGAAUGUCCAGGGUGGAAUCCGUUUUGGGGAGAUGGAGCGCGACGCUCUGUUAGCUCACGGCACAUCUUUUCUUCUUCAUGACCGCCUCUUCAACUGCUCCGACCGCUCCGUAGCCCACGUGUGUGUGGAGUGUGGCAGCCUGCUCUCUCCGCUGCUGGAGAAGCCACCGCCGUCUUGGUCUGCCAUGCGCAACAGAAAAUACAACUGUACACUCUGUAACCGCAGCGACACUAUCGACACCGUGUCUGUGCCUUACGUUUUUCGGUAUUUUGUAGCUGAACUGGCAGCCAUGAACAUCAAGGUGAAACUGGAUGUCGUAUAACUUGAUGCCGGUCUCUUGAGUUAGAAGACUUAUCAGAUUAAAACAAAUUAUAGGGGCCGGCAUUGUGGUGUAGCAAGUUAAUGCGCUGUCUGCGACACCAGCAUCCCAUAUGGGCUCCUGUUUGUGUCCUGGCUGUUCCACUCCCCAUCCAGCUCCCUGAUGAUGCGCCUGGGGGAGCAGCAGAAGAUGGCCAAGAGCUUGGGCCUCUGUACACGGAAGAAGCUCCUGGCUCCAGGCUGGCCCAACUCCAGCCAUUGCAGCCAUCUGGGGAGUAAUAAGCGGGUAGAAGAUUCUAUAUAUCCGUUCCCAAUCAAUCAAUCAAUCUUUAGAAAAAAUUGUAACUUUAAUUCAGUAAAUGCUACUCUUGAAUUUCUCUCAAGGGUAUUAAACUGUCUGCCAAAAAAUAAACUGUCAACCAAGAA